UACAUGAUUACUCGAGUAUUGUGACUUGCACUAGGUUUUGAUUACUCAAGUCAUGUUACUUUACUGUAAUUCAACUUCUUGUAUCGUGAUUUCACAUUACCAGCUUGUUUCGCGUAUAAUUUAGUGCUGAAUUUUGUAGUAUAUGAUUUGCGGAAUUCUCAUACAUCUGCUUUGAGUUUUUAUUUUUACACGGUUGUUACUCUGUAAAUUUAUGCAUAAAGACAAUCGAUUAUAACAUUUCAGUAGAAUCAGAUAAGUGAUUAGGAGGUAGUAGAAUUUAAAAUUACUAGUGUUGAUUAUGACAGAACAUAGCAUUCUGGAAGGACUAUUGAGCAGCCUUUAGGAUUUAUGUUUUCACGCUUGCGUGGAGUAAGAUUCACGAUGAGGAUGCAAUGCCUGGAUACAAAAUUCUUUACUUCAACUUCUCUGGUGCCAAUGCAACUUCCUUCCCGAAUGGAAACUCAUCUUUGGUAUGUUAAACCUAAUGAAGUAAAGAGUGAACAACUCUUAAACAAAUACUUGGAAUUUCUGCCAAAGUCUGAAAAAGAACAUGUUUUUAGCAUGCGUGGUGAUGAAUUGCGAAAAGGAGCUCUGCUUGCUCGUGCUCUUGUUCGAACUACCAUUGCGAGAUAUCAGAUAAAUCAAGUUAGUCCAAGGUCUUUGAAGUUUAGGAAGAACAUCCAUGGGAAGCCUGAGGUAGACUGGCAACAGAUAGAGGAUUGGCAUCCUCAACAAUUGCAUUUCAAUAUUUCACAUACCGAAUCUCUAGUAGCAUGUGGAGUGACGACGCAUAAUCCAAUUGGCAUAGACAUAGAAGAAAAGGAACGGAAGAUUAAACACAGCAUCUCAUCAUUUGCUAAAAGAUACUUUUCCCAGCAAGAGGUGCAACUAUUAAGUUCUAUUUCAGACCCCGAAAUUCAGCGCCAGGAGUUCAUAAAAUUAUGGACGCUCAAGGAGGCUUAUGUUAAAGCAUUAGGUAGGGGAUUUUCUGGAUCACCAUUCAAAACGUUUACCAUCCGGUCUGCAGCUGCUAGCAAAGAAAGCAUUCAUCUUUCUGAAAGUUCCAGUUUUGAGAAUUCUGACAUAGUGGUCGAGUCUUUAGAGGAUUCUACCAACCACACAGGCGAUUGGCAAUUUGCACUCUUGGAAUUGGCUGGGUCUCAUUAUGCUGCUAUUUGCUCAAGAAAGGACUGUGCCAAUAUAGACAAAAGCCAUCCUAUGAAAAUUGGAGUGUGGAGGACAAUUCCACUUGUUGAAGAUGAAUAUGUUUCCGGGACUAAUUCUGUCAUCGCCGUUGGGGGGCUAAUGUAAGUAGCAAUUUUGUGCUAGUUAACCAACCGAUUAUUAUUGUUGCUGGCAUGAUGUAAUCAGGAUUUCAGAUUGGUAUUGCAAGUAUUUAACUAAUGGUAUUGAAUGCAUCUCAAAUCGAGAUAAAUUGGUCCUCUUGAUCUUGUAUAUAGGGAUUACAACUUCAACUGUGUAGACUAGAGAGGUUAAUGAGGUACGACAUUUGAUCUAACUGAUCUGGACUGUAUUGCAAUUGUAAUGCUUACAAUUAUUUAUAUGAAAAGCAAAGAUUGCUGUUGUA
Daucus carota subsp. sativus is the source of this 1588-nucleotide messenger RNA. RefSeq lists its product as uncharacterized. The coding region runs from base 349 to 1311 and encodes 320 amino acids. Gene Ontology annotation, molecular function: magnesium ion binding; holo-[acyl-carrier-protein] synthase activity. Gene Ontology annotation, cellular component: cytosol. Gene Ontology annotation, biological process: fatty acid biosynthetic process. The record is from RefSeq and is a predicted model, not a curated record. Lineage: Eukaryota; Viridiplantae; Streptophyta; Magnoliopsida; Apiales; Apiaceae. The transcript has 8 exons.